This is a messenger RNA of Trypanosoma brucei brucei TREU927, 3537 nucleotides long. RefSeq lists its product as hypothetical. The coding region runs from base 1 to 3537 and encodes 1178 amino acids. Gene Ontology annotation, cellular component: cytoplasm. Lineage: Eukaryota; Euglenozoa; Kinetoplastea; Trypanosomatida; Trypanosomatidae. The record is from RefSeq and is a predicted model, not a curated record. The transcript has a single exon. Gene Ontology annotation, molecular function: protein binding.
AUGAGCCAGUUGACUGCCAUUUUGUGUCCCAGACUAAUUCCUGGAAAGUUGGCUUCGGGUGGCGCUUCCGCCGCUCUUAUUGAGGACAUAAAGAAAUGGCCGUAUCAAGCAGCUCAGAUAAGUUGCCAUGAUUUGUUGGCAACGAGCUCCUAUUGCGAGGGCUCUGGCGAAGUGAUUAUAAUUGAUAUAAACAGCAUGCAGUUGGUGCAAACAUUACAUGGCCAUGCUUCACCGGUAACAUCUGUUCAGUGGAAUCCGACGUCGCCUUCGUGCUCACAUCAGGGGUUGUUACUUUUUACGGGCGACCGAACGGGUGUUUUGAAGGUAUGGAACGUCACGGAAGGUACGACUGUCAACAGUGUCCAGCUUCCUAGCAACCGUCCCAUUUGCGCAAUAUCCCUUGUGACGAAGAAGCGUAUCCUUGUGGUGACGCAAGACUCUUCCUGUUUUGUAUACGACUCGCAUCUUUCGAGCAAUGACCCAUGCGAUGACCCUCAACUAACUUUUGCACUCGGAACUAACGAGAAGUUCAUCCCACUUUGCGUGCGCACAUCGAAACUUAGUGAAUUUUGGACCUCCUGUGUUGUUCUUGGUGACCGAAUUGGUAUGAUUUACUCUCAGGAUCAGGACCGGAAUGGGAAAAGCCCCCGUGCAUGUGUGAAGAAUUUGGUAUUCGAAAGCACGGACGGUUUUGAAACUGUCGUGGACGCUGUGUUUAGCGAGUCUCAGGAGGGGCUCCUGUACUUUGCUACGAGAAACUCAGUGGGCGUCUAUGACUGCAGGGCAAACUUGCUUCUCGAUGAGAACGUGUUACGAUACAGCGCGGGUGAUGGUGAAUUCAGACGCAUUUUCUCUUCUGCACCGAGCACACUGACUGAAGAUACGCAGCAGCUUCCACUUUUGUAUUCGUAUGGAUCAAACCAGCGACUCACUGCGUGGUACCUGCUACGUGUGGGCAAGGCAACGAGUGUGUCUACUGAUGUCAGGGGUGCGCGUAUUGCGUCAAAGGUGGCAACAAAUGUUAUCCAGUCUCUGUCAGCACCAAAUGUUUUUGCCGUCAUAUUUUCUGAUGGAUCUGUGGCACGGUGGCGGUACAGGGUGGAUUGCCGACGGUGGGUGAUCGACAGUUAUUUUUCCGCCGCUCUAAAGAAGCCCACCGGGUUUUGCGUACUUGGCGACAACACGCUGUGCUGUGCCCUGGAGGCAGGUUACUUGGCCCUGGUUGAUGUGGCACACAGCAACGCCCUGAGACGAAUAAAUUUUGUUAAUACAAGCAACACUCAUAUCAUACUUCUCGCGCCGCACAGUUCUAAGGAAUGUGUGUGGGUGGUGACGAAUAAGGCUGAGCAGUCUAAACAACAUCACCAGGUGACAUUGUUUGACUGUCACAGCGGUGUGGUGCUCCAAGUGCUGCGUGAGCCCAAGUACUCUGAUGCUACACGCAUGAAGAAUAUCACGCAAGACGCGACUGGGACGUUCCUGCUUUUAACUUUCUUUGGCGGCACGUUCGAGGUUUGGAACAUUACAGAAAGCCGCAUCAUUUACUCCUAUGAAGGGACAGGGGUGGCGAGUGCCUCCUGGGCUCCCCAAAUCUUUACACCCGUCCUAGCGGGUUUGAAGGGGGCUCCAGAGCUCCUUUUGAUUGUUUUUUCAGAUGGUUCCAUGAGUUUCUGGACAGUGUCGUGGGAUCAAGUGGUUCCAAACCGCGACGCGGUCCCGAGGUUUCCCAACGGGUCGUCUACCCGGGUGUUAUGUACUCCAACAAGGGAUGCUUCCGUCGUUGUUGACGGCUCUGGUGCGGUGACUGUUGUUGGCGUGGGAACGUCUGGGUUGCAUGUGCGAUCACUGAAGGAUAUCCCCGCGGCGAAGACUGCAAUUGCAUUGGCCGUAUCAAAGGGCGGAGGUGGAUCCGAUAACAAAGGGGAACCCUCCGACGCAGGAAAUUGGUCAGAGGAGUAUCUUGCGGUCGUUUUUUCGGAUGGCUCCUUCGGCGUCUGGAGUAUAUCCAGUCAAGAACGCAUGGGAUAUUCCAAGAACACAGACAUCAACCUGAAGGCGCGUGGGGCAACGUGGUUGGGAGAUGCACUUCUCCUUCUAACCCUAACCGGUAACAUUGUAGUGGUUGACAAGUUACUCACCAGUAUCAAUAGUAGUGUGUUCAGUAAGGCAUUGAGACGGCCACUCCAGAACAGUGCCUUUUUUGUUCCGGAGCAUCGGAUGUACAUUCAAACAGUGCUGGAGACCCAAGUCGCAUGCUCAGCGGUACCCUCUGAAGUUCGACCCUCAAGUGAUAUCUGUCCAAGUUGCCUAAUUCGGGGCAUUAAUCCUGAGCGGUUUCCGUGUCGCGGUCCUUUUGGACAGGUGAUCACCGCCGCCAUUUCCUCUUUGACACGUGAACUGGAUCUUUACAGGAAGACGAUGGUACCGAGGUAUAUUUACGAGGGGAUACAACAUGCGUUUACACAGAGUCGUACUGAUGAGAUUGCCCUUUGGGUAGCUCGUUUUUUUGGUCAACAGGAGAGACAGCGUCUGUGGAUGCAGUUCUGCUUGAGGCGCGGUCUUAACUGUAGCGGCGCUGAGGCUGGUGGCGAUGGUGGUCAGCAGUCCAAGUCUGUUGAACGAUGGAAGGGAGGUCCAGAAGUUGGACCCCCAGUACCUUAUUACUGCGCGGAUCGCUUUUCUGAAGUUUCCGCGGCAUCCGAGGUAGUUUACAACAACCAUGUCUACAUGAACGAACGCCGUGCUGAGGCGCUUGAAGCGUCUAAAGGGAAGGAGAUUGACGUGUUUUCACAACGGUUUCUCACUGCGCGCGAGUUGUUGAAGCUUCAGCAGCCACAAAAAGCUAUAGAUGUCCUCAUGGACGUCAGUCAUGAAGACAACCGGUUUCCUCACCUGUCAGAUUUUGCUGUGGCUAUCUCUGCAUCGGUUGCUGCCCUCAGUGGACCAGCUUCGGAGCUUUUGACACUUACAACAAGCCGGGUGGCUUCUCUUCUGCGAGCUCGGGGUGACUUAGACAGUGCCGUCGAUAAGUACAUGCUGUCGGGCCACUUCUAUGAAGCAGUGAAAGCUUUGCAGCUUUCGGGCAAGUGGGGUGAGGGUGCUGUGCUUGCAAAACUUUCUCCCCUUCCAGUCAAGCAGCAACGAGAUCUUAUCUGCCGAUGGUGUUCGCACUUGGUCAGGCACGGUCAGGUAAUGGAAGCGGCAGUAAUGUUGGCUUCGCAGGCCCUUCCGUUUCAGGUGCUCGUUUUGCUUAGUGAGUCUUCCCAGUUUGAAGACAUUGCCGGUUUGCUGGCUAUGGUAUUGUUGGAGGAUCCCUCCUUCAACACACGAGAAUCCUUGCAGGAACCGAUUGUACUUCCAGUGGCGGAAGAUGACUCCUCUGAUGCCUUAACACUGGGAGAAGUAUUACUGAACGUCCUGGUUGAUUACGCAAACAUGCUGAACACCGUCGGGAACGUUGUUUCUGCCAAAGCGGUGUUGGAAUACGUUACCUCUUUGAAAGGCAGGAACCGGGGGAUAACUUCCACCUCCACCUAA